AUGAAGAUCCUUUACCUGCUCUUUUCUCUCCUCUUCUUGGCACUUCAGGUUUCUCCAGGUUUGUCUUCACCCAAGCGGGACAUGUUAUUUUGUAAAAGAGGGACCUGUCACUUUGGAAGAUGUCCCUUCCAUCUGGUUAAAGUUGGAAGUUGCUUUGGGUUCCGCUCCUGCUGCAAACA
This is a messenger RNA of Eurypyga helias (sunbittern), 179 nucleotides long. RefSeq names its product antimicrobial peptide THP2. Lineage: Eukaryota; Metazoa; Chordata; Aves; Eurypygiformes; Eurypygidae. The record is from RefSeq and is a predicted model, not a curated record. Gene Ontology annotation, cellular component: extracellular region. The transcript has 2 exons. Gene Ontology annotation, biological process: defense response. The annotation marks the transcript as partial.